This is a messenger RNA of Lodderomyces elongisporus, 1641 nucleotides long. RefSeq names its product Ald6p (gene ALD6). Gene Ontology annotation, molecular function: malonate-semialdehyde dehydrogenase (acetylating, [NAD(P)+]) activity; methylmalonate-semialdehyde dehydrogenase (acylating, NAD+) activity. The record is from RefSeq and is a predicted model, not a curated record. Gene Ontology annotation, biological process: L-valine catabolic process; thymine catabolic process. Gene Ontology annotation, cellular component: mitochondrion. Lineage: Eukaryota; Fungi; Ascomycota; Pichiomycetes; Serinales; Debaryomycetaceae. The transcript has a single exon. The coding region runs from base 1 to 1641 and encodes 546 amino acids.
AUGUUGUCCAAAGUACUCAAGUCAAGAAGUAUCAGAUCUUCAACACAAAAACUCAUGAGAUACAAGACGACACUCAGCUUGUCGUCAACAACGACAUCGUAUCCAACACAACACACAACUGCGCAGGAUGAGCCAUACUUUACUCCAAGCUUUAUCGAUAACAAAUUUGUCAAGUCGGAUUCGACCGAAUGGUUUGACAUUCACGAUCCAGCCACCAACAAUGUAGUCUCAAAAGUGCCACAAUCUACAGACGCAGAGUUGGAAGAGGCCAUUGCAAGCGCACACAAAGCUUUCCCAAGCUGGAGAGACACCUCGAUAAUCAAGAGACAGGGUGUUGCUUUCAAGUUUGCUGCAUUAUUGAGAGAAAACAUGGAUAGAAUUGCCAGUGUGAUUGUUCUCGAGCAAGGAAAGACAUUUGUCGAUGCCCAAGGCGAUGUCACGAGAGGCUUACAAGUUGCCGAGGCAGCUUGCAACAUCACCAACGAUUUAAAGGCGGAAUCGUUGGAGGUUUCUACCGAUAUGGAGACAAAGAUGGUACGUGAACCAUUGGGUGUUGUUGCCUCCAUCUGUCCAUUCAAUUUCCCAGCAAUGGUUCCACUUUGGUCGUUGCCCUUGAUCUUGGUCACUGGUAACACCGCCGUGAUUAAACCUUCGGAAAGAGUUCCCGGUGCAGCAAUGAUUAUCUGUGAGUUGGCUGCACAAGCAGGUGUGCCACCAGGUGUCAUCAAUAUUGUGCACGGUAAACACGCCACCGUUAACAAGCUUAUCGAGGAUCCAAGAAUCAAGGCAUUGACAUUUGUUGGUGGAGAUAAGGCUGGUAAGUACAUUUACGAAAAAGGUUCUGCUUUGGGCAAGAGGGUUCAAGCCAACCUCGGUGCCAAGAACCACUUGGUUGUGCUUCCAGAUGCACCAAAACAACAAUUUAUCAAUGCAUUGAAUGGUGCUGCUUUCGGCGCUGCUGGUCAAAGAUGCAUGGCCAUUUCUGUUCUCGUUACUGUGGGCAAAACUAGAGAGUGGAUUGAGGAUGUGGCCAAGGACGCCUCCAAGUUGAUUACUGGUUCAGGGUUUGACAAGUCAAGUGAUCUUGGCCCAUUGAUCAAUCCAGAGAGUUUGACCAAGGCCGAGUCCAUUAUCGAAGACUCUGUAAAGGCUGGCGCCAAUCUUGUUCUUGAUGGUCGUGGAUUUAGACCAGAUGAUGCAAAAUUUGCCAAGGGUAAUUUCCUUGCACCCACUAUUCUUACUGGGAUCAAGCCAGGAAUGAGGGCAUACGAUGAGGAAAUCUUUGCUCCCGUGUUAUCAGUCGUUAAUGUCGAUACUAUUGAUGAGGCAAUUGAAUUGAUCAACAACAACCCAUACGGUAAUGGUGUUUCGUUGUUCACUCAAUCUGGAGCAUACGCACAAUACUUUACCAAGCGUAUUGAUGUUGGACAAGUGGGUAUCAAUGUUCCUAUCCCCGUGCCAUUACCAAUGUUUUCAUUUACUGGUUCAAGAGGCUCAUUCCUUGGUGAUUUGAACUUUUAUGGUAAGGCAGGUAUCACAUUCUUGACUAAGCCAAAGACCAUUACUGCUGCAUGGAAAGUGCAAUCGAUAGCUGAUGACGAGAUCUUGAAGCCAUCCACCUCGAUGCCAAUCCAGCAAUAG